Messenger RNA from Anopheles marshallii, 1806 nucleotides. RefSeq names its product GTPase-activating protein skywalker (gene sky). The coding region runs from base 1 to 1806 and encodes 601 amino acids. Lineage: Eukaryota; Metazoa; Arthropoda; Insecta; Diptera; Culicidae. The record is from RefSeq and is a predicted model, not a curated record. The transcript is spliced from 10 exons.
AUGGUUGCAAAAACACCGGAAGGGAUAUCGUUAGAAAAUCUGAGCAAACGGGCCUCGGUGUACAUUGACCCAGAUUGUGAUUUGUACCUAGAGCUUCAAUAUUUGCAAUCUUCCAAACUUACCAAAUGUACGUGUUUCAACAUACAACUAUUACGAGCGAAAGGAAAAAAGCCGAACUUGAAGUCGUUCCAAGACGUGCAGGCACUCAUACAGCAGGGGAAAAAGCGAGAGGCAAAGAUAGUGUUAAGAGAAAAUUCAUGGCCCACCAAUUCACCGAUUCGUUCGCAGCUAUGGCCCGCGUUGUGUGCUCAACAUCACGUUGGCAAAACGAUGCUGGACGGAUUCUACUGGGAUAUGGUGAAUCAGGUUUUUGGUACAACCGAACUGCCCGAGAAACCUAUAAUGCUCCCACCGUUCGUCGAUUCAACGCACUGUCUGCCCUAUCAUCUAACGCGGAAAGGUCGAGCGGUGGCUGAUCGCGUAGUUAGUGUGCUUGGUUAUGCCUGUCCAGAUAUCACCUACAGCCCUACGCUCUACCCUAUUACUUCCAUUUUGUUACACUUUAUGUCCGAGGAAGAAAGCUACCACUGUAUGGCGAGCCUAGUGGCUCCCAAAGAGAAAGUUUUUAUUACUCAAACGAAGUUACUUUACGAAGUCACCUGGAAGACUGUGAUGCAAAUUGCCAAAAAACAUGCGAAAUCAGCUGUUAAUUAUCUAUCUACAAUGUGCAACGGACAGAAGCCGGAAUCAAUCUUCAUGGAUUGGUGUUGGUGGAUACUAGGUGGCUUACCUUUUCCGCAUCUGGUACGGGUGAUGGAUUGCUUUUUCCAUGAGGGUAUCAAGGUGUUCUACCGUGUGUCGUUGGCGAUAUUGAUACUUUUCCAUAAGCACGUUACCGCCAGUAAUUCUGAUUGGGACGCGGAUGCGAUAAAAAAUGACAUCGAUAAUGCCCUUCCAAAGUUCUGCAAAAACAUACCAGUCUCGCCAGCGAAGCUACUACGGACGGCUUUUAGUAUAAGAGCGCUUAGUUCAACGUACAUAUCUAGGGUUUUUUUGAAGACUGAAAUGCUACUAAAAAGUAAGUCAGUACUAAGCGGGCCGAAGCAAAUGGUAAGAUCACGUUCUAGCGAUAAUUUACCAACGAGUCAAUCCCAGAUCAACGUACAAAUGAUGUCUCACACCCUUACAAUUCGGGAGGGAGCUCAUUCUCCUGACGUACGAGUGUUGUCUAUGGGAGUGUUUCCAAUUCAAGCAAUAAAAAGCAAAAUUUGUGAUCAAGACGCACUGUUUACGCUCUGGUCUUGGCUGCCAGUAAGAAUAACAAUGUAUCAGCCCGAGCUAUUAUACACCACUGAAGAACACGGAUGUUCUUUGACAACGUUUUACGUUCGGGUGGAACAACAUGAACCAACACUGCUAAUGAUUAAAACGUGUAACAACGAAGUGUUCGGUGCUUACUGUUCAUCUCGAUGGUUUGAGCGUAAUUUAAAAGAUGACCGUGGACAACGUCAGGCUUACUUCGGAACGGGAGAAACGUUCCUUUUUUCCCUUUAUCCUGAGCGCGCCAAAUAUCCUUGGGUUGGGAUUGAGGGCGAUACAGGAUUGGGUCAUGCAUCAGAACUCUUUAUGGCUGCCGAUUCAAAGAUGAUUACUAUCGGUGGCGGUGAGGGACAGGCUAUCUGGAUGGAUGAAAACAUACGCUUUGGCAAAACCGAUCGCUGCCAAACAUUCAACAACCCACCGCUUUGCGCCUCUGGCGAUUUUGAGAUACGAGUGCUGGAGGUGUACGGUUUUGUAGGGGCUUAA